AUGGCAGCCCGACCACCCAUGAUGCCGCCUCAUAAUGAGACGGCACACUCCGUCAGCCGAAUCACUCGCGAAGGCAAAAAGCUCACAUACAAUCUGAGUGUCAUGCAACAACCCGAGCGUGCAAGAGCCUGUGGUGCUGGCGCUAAGUCAUCGGCCGACCGUCGCCCUGUUGACCCUCCACCCGUCGUCGAAUUGCGCAUUUACGAAUCAGAUCCCGCAAACGAUGCGCAGAAGACUGAUAUUACCUUCGCUUAUAAUGCCAAUUUCUUUCUCUACGCCACUUUGGACACAGCGCGCCCUAUCGCUCAUGGUCGAGUGGCUGGACCGCCGUCGUGUCCGGUAUUAACAGGUGUGCCUGUCGCGGGGGUAGCAUAUCUCGACCGUCCUUCCCAAGCUGGCUACUUUAUCUUCCCUGAUCUAUCGGUGCGCCAUGAGGGCCGAUAUCGUCUGAGCUUCCAUCUCUACGAAGAGAUCAAGGACGCCAAGGAUGCCGACCAAGACUCGAACACACCACUAGCCAACCAGAUAGGCCGCUCGAAUUCGGCAAAGCCAGCGUCACCGCAAACAUACCUGCAUUUCCGCCUCGAGGUGAAGUCGGUUCCAUUCACCGUCUACAGCGCGAAGAAGUUCCCUGGUCUGGCCACCAGCACAUCUCUCAGUCGCAUCAUCGCAGAGCAGGGAUGUCGUGUUCGCAUUCGUCGUGAUGUUCGCAUGAGGCGUCGGGGUGACAAGCGCGAGGAGGACUAUGAAUACGACGAAGGAAGUACGGCGUACCCACGGUCCGAUCGGUACUCGACGCCAGAUCGUUACGUUGCACAGACGGUGGAACGCCCUCGGUCAAACAGCAACGGCAGUACGAUGGAGUCGCCAUAUGGAUUCGGACCCGAUAUUCAACGGCGGCCAUCAGGUCCCGACUAUGGCUUCCAAUGUCCACCACAACCCUACCAACGACCCAUGCCACCCGCGCCCAUGCCUCACGCCCAAACCCCAUCUUACCAAUCACAUCUUUCCUUCGGCUCUACACCUACUCACUAUCCUAAUCAUCACAUGCCGCCCACACCUCCACCAGUGGCACCGCCAGGCACGUACUCUCCUCAUACCACCUAUGCCAACAUCAGACAUGCCUCAGCAACAACCGAAUACGAAGCGUCUCCAGCAGGAUAUCCCAUGACACCUCAGAUUACCGAACCCAGCGGUUAUCCAAAGAAUACCAUGACUUCCUACCGCGUGGAACCACCCAAGGUACAACAAUAUAUGGUGCCUGAUCCGUCGCAAUAUCAGUCUAUGCCUCAGGGCAUGAUGCCCGUUGUAGCGACACCGACACCAGGUCACAUUUCCUACCCUGCGCCGAAGAACAUGGCCAGUGAAUAUGUGAACCUAGAUACGACAAUCGAGGUCGGGUCACCGAGUCCAGGAUAUGAUAAUGUUUCAGGGAAGCGAAUGCUAUAUCACACCGGCCCUGUUGGUAGCAAACGAUCACACGAGGAUUCGUUCGGCCUUGAUGACCGGUCCAUGCAGAACGGCAUGCGUCCGGAUGUGGAUCCAUAUCCUACUGCCUACCGUGAUUUCUCUGCUGAGAGUCGCGCUGCUCUGAUGGCCGAGUUGGGUGCUGAUAUGGCAUACAAGCGUGCGAACGGGAGAAUGGUAUCGAAGAUCCCACCAAAUGCGAUAUAA
Messenger RNA from Penicillium subrubescens, 1674 nucleotides. It is a transcript of the gene veA, whose product is annotated as sexual development activator VeA. NCBI's taxonomy places the organism in Eukaryota, Fungi, Ascomycota, Eurotiomycetes, Eurotiales, Aspergillaceae. The transcript has 2 exons. The coding region runs from base 1 to 1674 and encodes 557 amino acids. The record is from RefSeq and is a predicted model, not a curated record.